This is a messenger RNA of Ophidiomyces ophidiicola, 2013 nucleotides long. RefSeq lists its product as uncharacterized. The transcript is spliced from 3 exons. Bases 1 to 2013 code for a protein of 670 amino acids. The record is from RefSeq and is a predicted model, not a curated record. Lineage: Eukaryota; Fungi; Ascomycota; Eurotiomycetes; Onygenales; Onygenaceae.
AUGGCCAACGCCCAGUGUACCCCGGGACAGCAGCUCCUGGUUAACCCCUCGUUUGAGAGCGGUAAUACUGGUUGGGUUUUCGUGGCAGAUUCGGGCUCCAUCAUUGCCGACAGCUCUGCUCCUGACGGGGGAUCAAUUCUCCGGUCCCAAUUAACGACGCUUGGUGCUUUGGCAUCUAUUCAGCAGCCCAUUCUUCCUGACACCUCGUCCACCUAUACAUUGUCCCUCAGUUGGCGCCUUUCACCACUUCUGGGCCCGCCCACCGGCCCGAUCACCUGCCAGAUGUCGAUUUACAAUACCGUUCCAGGCCCCCUAACUACUAUCGCCGAGGGGACAUUAACCAUUGAUCCUACUAGUCCCACAACCCCUUGGACUGUAUUGUCGGCUAACUGGCAGCCACCAACCCCGGCCUUGUCUAUCGUUGUAUCCUGGACCUGCGCGACCCCUCUGGGUGGAGUCUAUGUUGAUCUUGACAAUGUCCAAAUGACUUGUCUUGCAGCUGCUACAACCACUACUACGUCCACCACAGAUACUGCUACGACGACCACGGAUACUGCUACAUCCACCACGGACACUGCUACCACCACCACGGACACUGCUACCACCACCACGGAUACUGCUACGACCACUACGGAUACUGCUACCACCACCACGGACACUGCUUCCACCACCACGGACACUGCUACCACCACCACGGAUACUGCUACCACCACCACGGAUACGGCUUCAUCCACCACGGACACUGCUAAUCCAACUGGCACCGACACUACUACAGCCACCGGCACUGAUACUGCUAAUCCCACUGGCACCGACACUACUACAGCCACCGGCACUGAUACUGCUAAUCCCACUGGCACCGACACUACUACAGCCACCGGCACUGAUACUGCUAAUCCCACUGGCACCGACACUACUACAGCCACCGGCACUGAUACUGCUAAUCCCACUGGCACCGACACUACUACAGCCACCGGCACUGAUACUGCUAAUCCAACUGGCACCGACACCGCUAAUCCCACCGGCACUGGUACUACUAAUCCCACUGGCACCGAUACCGCCAACCCAAGUGCCACAAAUACAACCAUGCCUACAGGUACUGCAACCAAUACCGCCACAACUACUGGUACUGGUACCGAUACAACUCUGCCCACCGGUUCGCAACCCCCGUACACUAAUACCACAAUGCCUACGGGUACUGCAAGUCCUUGUCCUACUUGUACAGGAACAGGCGGUCCUGGAGCUCCUACAACUGUUACCGUUUGCCCGACCUGUACUGGCCCCGAGCACAGCGGCACUGCAGCUCCUACAACUGUUACUGUUUGCCCCACUUGCACUGGCCCCGAGCACAGCGGCACUGCAGCUCCUACAACUGUUACUGUUUGCCCCACUUGCACUGGCCCCGAGCACAGCGGCACUGCAGCUCCUACAACUGUUACUGUUUGCCCUACUUGCACUGGUCCCGAGUACAGCACCACUGCACUUCCUACUACCCAUUGCCCCACUUGCAGUACCACGACGAAAUCUAUCACGACUACACUCUAUUCGACGACAAGCUAUACCGUCAUUGUGUGCCCUUCGUCUGUUCGCCAAUGCCCUAGCACUGAUCGUACAACAACCAUCGUUUCGGAAACCAUUCCUGUCUUGACCACUACUUUCUGCGUAACUGAAGUAGUGCCAACACCUGCUCCCACAUCAUCCCCCGGUGUGCCGGGCCAGCCCGGCACUCCAGGUCAACCAGGCACUCCAGGUCAACCAGGCACUCCAGGUCAGCCAGGCACUCCAGGUCAGCCAGGCACUCCGGGUCAACCCGGCACCCCAGGUCAACCGGGCACUCCAGGCACUCCAGGCCAACCAGGCGUCCCACCUGAACCUACUGGACCCCCAUCAGAGCCUACAGGCGCUACGCCGAACCCCACUGUUCCACCAGUGUUCGAAGGCAAAGCUGCCCGUUCUGCUUGGACAGCUACCUGCGCCUUAGCUUCUGCUAUAAUGGCUGCAGCGUUAUUGCUCUGA